This is a messenger RNA of Zychaea mexicana, 2273 nucleotides long. RefSeq lists its product as uncharacterized. The record is from RefSeq and is a predicted model, not a curated record. Lineage: Eukaryota; Fungi; Mucoromycota; Mucoromycetes; Mucorales; Lichtheimiaceae. The transcript has a single exon. Bases 15 to 1829 code for a protein of 604 amino acids.
CGCUGAAUGAAUCCAUGUAUCGUGCUGUACCAAUUAAAUUGACCAAGAUAAUCCGCAAAGAUUUGCCUGUCGGUGACAAAACACACGCCAGAAACUUACUGGCGUCCACUGCCAAAUCCGUCAGUAACAACAUACAGCAAUUAGAUGUUCUGGUGCGCGCUCUAAUGCUUGAUUUUGCCGCUGGCUGGGGAGAUAUCGGAAAAGAUGGAUUGUCUGUCGUCGACCUGGUUCCGAAGAAUGUUCAACGCGAACAACGCUUCGUCAAGGCCAUUGGUCAUUAUUUCCCGGUUGCAACUAUCAAACAGCUAAAGGAUCAAUCGCACGGCAAAGAUAUAUUCUCUCAAACUCACAUCCAGCAUAUUCAGAGCGUAUAUCUGGCAAAUGACUACAAGGAGCACAAAAACAAUCCAUGGAAGUUAUGGGAUCAGCAAGCAAUCAGGCCUAUUGCUACAAAUACCUUUUCAAGAUCACCACCUGGAAUGUCUCAAAGCUUAUCGGUAGCCGCGCAGAAUUUUGCAAAGAACCUCAAACAGAUGUAUGCGGACGGUAAACGGUUCAAAUACGCCCUGCACAAGCUAAUUCUGCAAUUAUGCCGAUUCAAUCUUGCACCAGACCGAGAAGCUCGAUACAUCAAAUAUCGCACAGUCUUCAGCACAAAAAAGAAAGAAAGGCGUCAGAAGAUCAAAAAACGCCCCAAUCGCUCCUUGCUUCACAAGUUUAGCAGUACUCAAAAAAAAUUACAGCAGUCUAUCAACAAGGAGAGCGAUCCUGGCCGCAGAUUAGCUUUGCAGAAGCGCUUAUGCGCUAAUAUCAAGCACUCUCGGGUAGUAUUCGAUCGCUAUCAACAACAAAAAGAAGCAUACAAAAUACAGAAAAGGAACCAAGCCACUACAGCCGAUAAAGUUACAGAAGAACAAAUGAUUCCGUCCAAGACUGAAUCUGCAUUGAAUCUCGGUUUACCUGGCGAAGAAGAAGUUGGAGGUGAAGAUGCUGACUCUGACGACGAUUGGGAAGAAGACGAGACGGAGGGAUCCGGCAGUCGAGCGAUGAAUCAAUCUACCAAUGAGCACCAACCUAAGAAAAUAAAGAUCGAAAAGGAUUUACCCACGCGAAGGGUCAAUCGGAUCAAGUCCAUGCUGGUUGCCAUUUUACUCGACGACAAGACCUACUCUCAAAACGACAUCAUUAAAAAUUGGGAAAGAUUCACUAUAGAGGACGACCUCACUUUUUACGAAGUACAGUGGAUUAUGAAGGUGUAUGGACUACUUAAACCCUACAUUCCCGCGAAGGGCAAUCGUUUCACCAUCAUAUAUCAAUUAUCAAUUAUCAUCAUCACCAACAUCGUGCUUCGUUUAUCCAGUUAUUCAUCAUUUACGAGGGCGAUCAGUCCAGUAAGAAGCUCCGGCAAAAUCGGUGCACUUCACGUCAGUGCUGCUACGUUAUACGAAUCGUUAGGUGUACGAGAGAACGGUUUUUCACUAUAUACCAAAGCUGGAGUCUAUUUUACAAGCUUUACCGAGGCUACAUCGAGAAAAGCAGAGAUGUUUGGCAGUGUCUUCGAUAUCGACCAUGUACGAGAUAUUUGCGAUUCGCGGGGCCUCGAUUUCAACUACACAAUCAUCCUCAACAAUGAUACUUAUUGUACAGUUAUUGGCACUCUGCAGCCGAGCACGGUGCCGACAGUUUCGGCUUACGAUGUCCGGAAAAAGAGAAAUUGCUUGCAAGCAGACGCUUUCAUUGCUCUUGAAGCGAGCCAGAUACCAGAAGCGGAUCAAUAUCUCAAGCAGCUGACUAUGAUCAGCCAACAUGCAGUUGGUUCAAGAAACUAAGAACGGAAGAAAUUCAUGAAAACAUGGAACAAGAUCACCACCCUAAAGCGCCAACGAAAGCGCACUGAAGAAGUGGACAGGAAACCAGUUCUCGCGAUGGAAAUCAAGAACCUAAAACAAGAAAGGAACAUAUACUUUACAAAUUACGUACAUGUUGUAGUUGCUCUUGACCGAUGCCGACUGGAUAAAUACACGACAGCAAAAGCAAUCAAAGAUGCAAAAGGAAAAAAGGCUGAUAACGAGGUGGCUUCUUCAACAAGAGCCCUCAAGAAUUACACCAGCACACCGACUUUGAAUGAUAGACGAAGCAUGGACGUGCCACAGUGUACCAACCUCGAUAUUCUUAAAAGACAAGCUGAGCAAGACGGCAAAUCAGUCAACUGUAGUGGAACCGACUAUGGCAUUGCAGUUAUGGCUUGUACAUCCCGCGUAACUGAGGCUCAA